AUGGCGCCCGCGCCCACCGACACCCAGUGGUCCGUCGAUUUCGACACCCUGAGGCGCGAGAAUCUCUACAAGAACCCUCCCAAGGAUCACACGGCCUUUCCUUCCCUGGCCGACUCCAUUCGCCCUCAUAUCGACUCCUUCAAUGCCAUCUUCGACGAUAGCAAGAUCCUCGAGGCUGGUCUGAAGGAUAUCGGCGUCAAGUCCUUCCUGGAUGGCGAGCUCGAGACUUCCGAACAAAAGAAGGCCCGUAUAUCUCAGGGUCUUCGCGCUCCCAAGCGCAACCGCCUGAGUGUCCGCGUGAAGGAAGUUUUCCUCGAAAAGCCGCACAGCCUGAAGAACCGCAACAUCUACCCCUCAGAAUGCCGUGAGCGCCACGCAACCUACCGUGGAAAGCUGCGCGCCCGUCUCGAGUACCAGGUCAACAAUGGAGACUGGAUGGAGUCGGUCCGCGAGUUGGGCCAGGUCCCCAUCAUGAUGCGCACCAACCGGUGCCACCUGGAGAAGGCCACCCCCGAGGAAUUGGUCACCCGCAAGGAGGAGUCCGAAGAGCUGGGUGGUUACUUCAUUGUCAACGGUAACGAGAAGCUCAUUCGUAUGCUGAUCGUCGGCAAGCGCAACUACCCCAUGUCCAUCAUUCGUGGUUCCUUCGUCAAGCGUGGUCACACUUACACCAAGUUCGGUGUGCAAAUACGAUCCGUUCGACCUGAUCAAACCUCGCAGACCAACGUCCUACACUACCUCUCCGACGGAAACGUCACUUUCCGUUUCUCAUGGCGCAAGAAUGAGUUCCUGAUUCCCGUCAUGAUGAUCCUCAAGGCCCUGGUCGAGACCAACGACCGCGAGAUCUUCGAGGGUAUUGUGGGCAGCGCUUCUUCCAAGGGCAUGCAGAACACCUUCGUCACAGACCGUGUGGAGCUUCUCCUACGAACCUAUCAGGCCUACGGUAAGCACAGUAAGUCAGACUGCCGAGCUCACUUUGGUAAGAGCUUCCGUCCGGUUCUUGGUGUUCCCGCCGAUAUGCCCGACGAGGAGGUGGGAACCGAGUUCCUGCGCAGAGUUGUCCUGCCUCACCUGGGCUUCCAAAACGUCACCGAGUCCCAAGACUACGACAAGUUCAAGAUGAUCAUCUUCAUGAUUCGCAAACUGUAUGCUCUGGUGUCCGGCGACUGUGCGCCUGACAACCCCGAUGCCGUCUCAAACCAAGAGAUUCUGCUCGGUGGUUUCCUCUACGGUAUGAUCCUUAAGGAGCGUAUCGAGGAGUGGCUCCGCUCCUUCGGCCCCAUCGCCCGUGACUGGAGCAUCCGCAAUGGUGGUGCCAAAUUCACAGAUCCCUCAUUUGAACGCGAUUUCCUGUCGAAAAUCGUGAAGCGAUCCAACGAGAAUAUCGGUCACGCCCUGGAGUACUUCCUCUCCACUGGUAAUUUGGUCAGUCCUACCGGUCUCGAUCUGCAACAAACCUCCGGUUACACCGUCAUGGCCGAGAAGAUCAACUUCUACCGAUUCAUCAGUCACUUCCGCAUGAUUCAUCGUGGUAGUUUCUUCGCUCAAUUGAAAACCACCACCGUCCGUAAACUGUUGCCCGAGAGCUGGGGUUUCCUCUGCCCUGUUCACACUCCUGAUGGUUCUCCUUGCGGUCUGCUGAACCACUUGGCGCAUAAGUGUCUGAUUUCCACAGACAACCUUCAAGUAUCCCACAUUCCAAAGCUUCUCGUUCAGCUCGGUGUCCGGCCCGAGUCUUCUGUCGCCGUCGAUGACAGCGUUGUUGUCCAGCUUGACGGCCGAAUUGUUGGUUUCUGCUCCCCCGACCAAGCCCGCAAGGUCCACGACACACUCCGCUACUGGAAGGUCGCCGGAAUCAACAACGUUCCCCUCGGACUUGAGAUUGGCUACGUCCCCAACUCGAACGGCGGCCAGUAUCCUGGUGUCUAUCUCUUCUCCCAAUCCGCCAGGAUGUACCGUCCUGUCAAGUAUCUUGCCCUGGACAAGAUGGACUACGUCGGCCCCUUCGAGCAGCCCUUCAUGGAGAUUGCCUGCCUGGAAUCCGAUCUCAUCUCCGGCCUGUCCACUCACAUUGAGUUCACUCCUACCAACAUCCUCUCGAUCGUCGCCAACAUGACUCCCUUCUCCGAUUACAACCAAUCGCCCCGUAACAUGUACCAGUGCCAGAUGAGCAAGCAGACAAUGGGUACCCCCGGUACAUCGAUCGCUUACCGUACAGACAACAAGCUGUACCGCAUUCAAACUGGUCAGACUCCCAUUGUCCGACCUCCUCUUUACAACGCCUACGGUCUGGAUAACUUCCCCAACGGCAUGAACGCCGUCGUGGCCAUUAUUUCCUACACCGGUUACGACAUGGACGACGCCAUGAUCAUCAACAAGUCCGCUCACGAACGCGGCUUCGGUCACGGAACCAUCUACAAGACAAAGGUUCACACCCUGGCGGAGCGUGAUUCUCGCCGCAGCAAGUCCAAGCGUGACGUGAGCAAGCUGUUCGGUUUCGCCCCCGGUGACGAGAUCCGCGGCGAAGCCAAGAACAUCAUCGAUGAAGACGGUCUUCCCCACAUCGGCAUCCGCGUCAAGGAGGGUGACAAGAUUGCCGCCUGGCACAAUGUCCGCUACGACGCCGCCUCCGACUCCUACAUUAAUGUCGACGGCAUCACUCACUUCCUGAAGUACAAGGAUUCCGAGGUCGGUUACAUCGAGAGCAUCCGCCUCAUGGGCUCAGAGAACGGCAACGAGCCCAUCCAAUCGAUCAGCGUCAAGUACCGCAUCCCGCGUAAGCCGAUUAUUGGUGACAAGUUCUCCUCUCGUCACGGACAGAAGGGUGUUUGCUCCCAACUGUGGCCAGCAGUCGACAUGCCAUUCUCCGAGAGCGGCAUGCAACCCGAUCUAAUCAUCAACCCUCACGCUUUCCCAUCUCGUAUGACAAUCGCCCAAAUGAUCGAAUCAAUGGCCGGAAAAGCCGGCGCCCUCCACGGCCACCCACAAGACUCAACACCCUUCAAAUUCAGCGAAGAAAAUACAGCAACCGACUACUUCGGCCACCAACUCAAAAAGGCCGGCUACAACUACUACGGCAACGAACCCCUCUACUCCGGAAUCACGGGUAAAGAAUUCGCCGCAGACAUCUACAUGGGUCUAGUCUACUACCAAAGACUGCGUCACAUGGUAAACGACAAAUUCCAAGUCCGCACAACAGGACCCGUAAACGGUCUAACCGGCCAACCCGUCAAAGGUCGCGCCAAGGGCGGUGGUAUCCGAGUCGGAGAAAUGGAGCGCGACUCUCUCAUCGCUCACGGAGCCGCAUUCCUCCUCCAAGAUCGUCUGAUGAAUUGCUCCGAUUCCCAACUCGCCUGGAUCUGCCGCGGGUGCGGAUCUUUCCUUUCGACUCAAGUUGCCGUCGCUGGGUCGGGCGCUUCGCGUCGGGCUGCUGUUAAUGCUGGCGCGAUCGCUGCUGCUGCUAAGGCUGCGCCUAAUCAACAGCCCUCCUCUGCUGGUCCUGGUGGUGUGGGUAUGGGUAUGGGUGGUGGUGCGCUGGGUGGUGUUACUGGUAUCGUGCGUUGUCGUCGUUGUGCGCGCGAGGCGGGCUUUAAUGAUUCUAGGGCUGAGGCUUGGGAGGAUGGGGAUGGGUUGCGGUAUGUUGGUGGUGAUGAUGUUACGGUCGUUGCUGUGCCUGGUGUGUUGCGGUACUUGGAUGUUGAACUUGCCGCUAUGGGUAUUCGCAUGAAGUUCUGGGUUGAUAACUGA
Molecule: messenger RNA, 3747 nt
Organism: Penicillium cosmopolitanum
Lineage: Eukaryota; Fungi; Ascomycota; Eurotiomycetes; Eurotiales; Aspergillaceae
Product: DNA-directed RNA polymerase I core subunit RPA135
Exons: 3
Coding region: 1-3747 (1248 amino acids)
Biological process (GO): DNA-templated transcription
Cellular component (GO): RNA polymerase I complex; nucleus
Molecular function (GO): DNA binding; DNA-directed RNA polymerase activity; ribonucleoside binding
Source: RefSeq, a predicted model, not a curated record